UAAUCAAACGGGACUGAGCCUGCGCAGACUCAGAAAACACAGGAGAACCUGAAGUCUCUGGAAUGGCGGGCACGGGGCUAGUGGCCGGCGAGGUUGUGGUGGACGCGCUUCCGUAUUUUGAUCAAGGUUAUGAAGCGCCUGGCGUGCGAGAAGCGGCUGCAGCGUUGGUGGAGGAGGAAACUCGCAGAUACCGACCUACCAAGAACUACUUGAGCUACCUCACAGCCCCGGAUUAUUCUGCAUUUGAAACUGACAUAAUGAGAAAUGAAUUUGAAAGACUGGCUGCCCGACAACCAAUUGAAUUGCUCAGUAUGAAACGAUAUGAACUUCCAGCCCCUUCCUCUGGUCAGAAAAAUGACAUUACCGCAUGGCAAGAAUGUGUAAACAAUUCUAUGGCCCAGUUAGAGCAUCAGGCAGUUCGAAUUGAGAAUCUGGAACUAAUGUCUCAGCAUGGAUGUAAUGCCUGGAAAGUAUAUAAUGAAAAUCUAGUCCAUAUGAUUGAACACGCACAGAAAGAGCUUCAGAAGUUAAGUUCUGGAAAUCCAAGGUCAAGGGGUACAUCUGGUUAUAACCUUGCUGGCAGAGUCCCAGCGUGGUGCAGGACAUCACAUGGCAAGAGACGGGGAAGUGGCGCAGGUGUGUGUUCAGGUCCCUUUCUCACUGUUAAAAAACCUGGUGUAUUCAGUAUUUGGGGCUCCACACUGUUACUGUCUAAUCCUAAUCAUCUCUCACAUUGCAAAGGCCCACCCCAACCACCAUAGUUCAAUUAACUUUUGACUGUUGAUAAUGCACAGUGGAGGUUAAACUUCAACAUGAAUUUUGGAGGGGACAGUCCAUAUUUAAAUUAUUGCCCCCACCAAAAACUCAACAGCAUUCACUAGGAAGUGGGAGAAAUGCAGGGGAGGAGGGACUUCUGAUUUGUAAUUUAUGUGUACAUGUUUGGGUGUACUUUUUAUUUUAACUAGAAGAAAGCUCACUUCUAAAACUAGUCCAUGAUUGUGUAUGUAUCUGUUCUCAGGACAUUAAAGGUAUUCUCAUGUUGACUAUUUGUGUAUGUGUCUAUUUUAAAGAGAUUAAAGACAUUUUCACAUUGA
Messenger RNA from Marmota flaviventris (yellow-bellied marmot), 1094 nucleotides. Lineage: Eukaryota; Metazoa; Chordata; Mammalia; Rodentia; Sciuridae. The record is from RefSeq and is a predicted model, not a curated record.